Messenger RNA from Aegilops tauschii subsp. strangulata, 2387 nucleotides. RefSeq lists its product as uncharacterized. Lineage: Eukaryota; Viridiplantae; Streptophyta; Magnoliopsida; Poales; Poaceae. The record is from RefSeq and is a predicted model, not a curated record.
AUGGCGCCACCGCCGGCCUCGUACCCCUCGCCGCACCGGCCGGCGCUCCGGCCGGGCAGCCUGCAGCGCCUGCUCCGCCCGCCGGACCCCUCCGACACCGACGACGCCCCCACCCCGCGCUCCCGCUCCCGUGCCCGCUCCAACGGCCGCGUCCUGCUCCAGGUCACCAACAUCACGCCGGCGCUCACCGGCGCCGACCCAUUCUCGGGCCACCAGGGCUUCUACCUCCGCCUCUCCGACUCGUCCCGCUCCUGCUACGUCUCCCUCCACGCCGACCACGACGACCUCAUCCUCGCAAACGGCCUCCACAUCGGCCAGGUCAUCGAGGUGGACCACCUCAUGCCUUCGGUCCCAGCUCCCGUGCUCCGCAGCUUCCGCGUCCUCCCGGGCCGGUACCCCUGCAUCCAGCACGACUCCACGGACGACGACGUCGACGCCGAUGCCUGCUCCGCCCGCGCCGAGGUCAAGGACAAGGAGGUCGUCUCUGAGCGCCCGCGUCCGCACAGGCCCUCGCCGACGCCGCCUCUCCCGGAGAGGAAGGCGUGGCAGUCCGGCUCCCCUGCCACGAUGGGCCACGGCCACAGGUCGCGGUCGUUCACGACUCUGUCCGAGGCGUGCGCGGCGGCGGUAAAGCCGGUGAGAAGGAGCGAGGGGGAGCGGAGGGGCGCCGAUUUCCUGAAGAAGGUCAGGAAGAUCAGCGCUGCGUCCAUCGACGGCAACAGCAGCGACGUCGACGAUGACGAGGACGAGUCGGACGUCUCGUCGUCGAUUUCCACCACGAGGAGGAACUGGGAUUUCACCGGCAGCAUAAGACCCGUCGCCCCCCGGAGACGCAGCAACAGUAUAUCUCCAGGGAGAUCAGGCCCAAACCAGAGCGGCACGGCGAAUGACCCACUGGAGUCGGUGAGAAGGAAAGCCGAGAAGGCAUUUAAGGUGCUCUCCAAGAGGAGCGCGCACGCCUCAAGCAAGACGCCCAGAGAGAGCUCCAGCGCGGCGGGGACACCGCGGAGCACCGGUGCGACGAGCGGGAUCCGGUGGUGCGAGGACAAUGUGCUGUGGAGCUCGCUCUCCUCGAGCUUAACGAGGCAUGGGAAGGAGGCAGUGAAGCAGAGAGACAUGGCGCUGCAGACUGUGCUUGAUGGACUGCUAGAGGCAUCCACCACGGAGAAGUUGAUAAAAUGCUUGAGUACAUACUCUGAACUGCAAUCUGACAAGGACGACGACCCAAAGGAGCUCAUCGACAGGUUCUUGCGCUUCUCCCAAGAACUGGACCAUGCCAUCUUCGUCGCUCAAUCACAGACCAGGCUUCGUCAAGCCAAGUCAGGUGGUUCCAAUUCGACCUCCUCGGCUUCGGCCAAGGCUGCCAUGAAGGCCGCGCUGGACAGGAAACAGUCCGCCAUCUCAUGGGUCAGAGCAGCCAUUGAAGCCGACCUCUCACCUCUCUCCAGCCAUACAAGAGUCACCUCUGAAUCCGCAAAGCCAUCGCCGUCUGAAUCAAGGCCUGGCACCCCACGGCUCUGCUGUUCCAAGACAAAGUGCAACUGUAACAGCAAGUCCUCCUCGAGGAGCAACCUGAGUGCCGCCAUGGACCUGGCCGUCGCGCUGCGGUCGGAAUGCAACCGGUGGUUCCUCAAGUACAUCGACAAGUUCCUGGACGACGUCGAGAACGAGGCCGGAUACACGACGACGUGCGAUUCGCAGGUCGCGGGGCUUCUGCAGCAGCUCAAGAGAGUGGACGACUGGCUCAACCAUGUGGUGCGGCACGAGCGGAUGCUUCCGGGGCCGGGAGACAGAAGCAGCAGGGACUGCGUGUUUUCCGAGGAGGAGGAGAACGAUGCGUGCGAGAGGGUUCGGAGGAAGAUAUACGGGGCGCUCCUAAGGCAUGUCCAGUAUGCUGCGACAGCGCUAGAGAGCAUGAAUAGUGUAGUAACUGAAGAGGAGAAUUAGUUGCUAGUGGCAGUAACUAGGUAAGCUCUAGACAGAGACAGAAUGGACAUUUUUCAGACGUUAAUGUAAGUGGAUCAUCGUCACACAUCAAGUAACAUGAAUAAGUGUCUACUAUGACUGAGGGAGCUCGAGCCACAGAAAGAAUGGGCAUUCAAGGAGGUGUUCUGGAGGUUAUGGUAACUGGCCAUUGAAAAUCAUACCGGUUUGAACGAAGUUUGUGCAAAUUUAGCAAAUUUUACUCGGAUUUAAGCGACUUCCAAAUUUUGUUUGAAUAGUUGGGUGGUAAAAUUACCGGCGGUAACUGGUGCCCCUGUAUAUUUUCUGCCCUUCCGGCCUUCCUUUUUUCCCCAGUGUUGUUAUGAAGUCAUGCAUACAUUCAAAUGUCAACACAGUUAAUAAGUUAGAGUUACAAAUCAUAACCCUGUGACAUGAAAAAGAAA